Molecule: messenger RNA, 3506 nt
Organism: Alosa sapidissima (American shad)
Lineage: Eukaryota; Metazoa; Chordata; Actinopteri; Clupeiformes; Clupeidae
Gene: egr1
Product: early growth response 1
Exons: 2
Coding region: 557-2131 (524 amino acids)
Biological process (GO): regulation of transcription by RNA polymerase II
Molecular function (GO): RNA polymerase II cis-regulatory region sequence-specific DNA binding; DNA-binding transcription factor activity, RNA polymerase II-specific
Source: RefSeq, a predicted model, not a curated record
UCUCAGUCGAGAAAGAGCCCAGAGAGUCUAACAGACAAACAACGCCAGUGUAGAUAGGAGAUAGACUGACACUCGCUGCGCUAUCUAUCGCAGAGAAACACAUUUUGACACAAAACGUGCAAGUCAAGUCAAAACAAAAAACAGUAACAUUCAUUUAAAGUAGGGCCGAAUUUCAUUAGGUCCAUGAAUUAUAACGUUUGAUGCUCCUCCGAAUUUGAUGUUUUUUCAUCAAUUUCAGGGAAUGAGCAAAAAGGACACUUUUGGUUUCUGUCAUCUGUUUUGAACAGAAGUCUGGAUUUUUUCUUGCCUUUUGGACAAAGGACAAACGGGGAACAAAUACAGAAGAAGACAUCAGCUCAACAAACAGAGCAAGGAGUCUAGCCAGAGAGAAGAAGAAGAAGCAGCAGCAGCAUCUUCACGCUUCUCUUCCCAGAGGGACCGCCGGUGAUUUCCUCCACCUGUGCGCCUCUCUCUCACGCGCUCACACUUUUCACUCGCGUGCGCACACACACGCACAGAGUCUAGAAGACACCCCAGCCUCAGCCCUUUUGAAGGAAUGGCUGCAGCCAAGACCGAGAUGCUUCUGCCCGGCCUCCAGAUCUCUGACCCCCUCAACUUCCCUCACUCCCCCAUGGAUAACUACCCCAAGCUGGAGGAGAUGAUGCUGCUCAACUCUGCAGGAACCCCCUUCCUCAACGCCUCUGCACCCGAGGGUGCAGCUUUUAGCACUGGGGAGCCAGGAGAUCAGUACGACCAUCUGACUGGAGAUACGCUAUCAGAGAUCUGCGAGAAGUCCCUGGCGGAGCAGAGUUACUCCACCCAGCGGCUGCCACCCAUCUCCUACACCGGCCGCUUCACCCUGGAGCCAGCCGUCAGUGGUGCGGCCAGCCUCUGGGGAGAGCCCCUCUUCAGCCUGGUCAGUGGCCUGGCAGGCAUUAACGCCUCCUCCAGCAUGGCCGCAGUGGUCAGCGCCGCCGCCUCCUCCGCCAUCUCUCAGACCACUCCGUCCUCCUCCUCCUCCUCCUCCAUCGUCUCCUCCAUCGCCUCCUCCCUGGCCUCCUCCUCCCAGAGCGCCACGCUGAGCUGCGCCGUGCACAUGAGCGAGCCCAACCCCAUCUACUCGGCCGCCCCCACCUACUCCAGUACCAGCCCCGACAUCUUCCCCGAGCAGAGCUCCAGCUUCCCCAGUGCCGUGGGCGGCUCGCUCCAGUACCCCCCGCCCGCCUACCCCAACGGCAAGGCCAGCGGGCCCAGCUUUCCCGUGCCCAUCAUCCCCGACUACCUCUUCCCCCAGCAGCAGAGCGAGAUCAGCCUGGUGCCGCCCGACCAGAAGCCGUUCCAGACGCAGGUGGGCCAGCAGCCAUCUCUGACGCCGCUGUCCACCAUCAAGGCGUUCGCCACGCAGACCGGCUCGCAGGACCUGAAGAGCGUCUACCAGUCGCAGCUGAUCAAGCCCAGCCGCAUGCGCAAGUACCCCAACCGGCCGAGCAAGACGCCGCCGCACGAGCGGCCGUACGCCUGCCCCGUGGAGACGUGCGACCGGCGCUUCUCGCGCUCGGACGAGCUGACGCGCCACAUCCGCAUCCACACCGGCCAGAAGCCCUUCCAGUGCCGCAUCUGCAUGCGCAACUUCAGCCGCAGCGACCACCUCACCACGCACAUCCGCACGCACACCGGCGAGAAGCCCUUCGCCUGCGAGAUCUGCGGACGCAAGUUCGCCCGCAGCGACGAGCGCAAGCGCCACACCAAGAUCCACUUGCGGCAGAAGGACAAGAAGGCCGAGAAGAGCGGCGUGGGGGCAACCGGGGUCGGCAUGGGGGCAACCAUGUCCACCACCAGCAUCUCCAUCCCCUCCCCCGUGUCCAGCUACCCGUCCCCCAUCGCCUCCUACCCCUCCCCGGUCUCGUCCUACCCCUCCCCAGUAGCCUCCUGUUACUCCUCGCCUGUGCACAACUCCUACCCCUCACCGUCCAUCGCCACCACGUACUCCUCAGGCACCAGCACCUUCCAGACGCAAGUGGCCACCUCCUACCCCUCCUCAAUAGCCACCCACAUCUACAGCUCGCCCGUCACCACUCCCCUGCCAGACAUGCAGUCCACGCUCUCGCCACAGACAGCUGAGAUUUGCUAAGAGACAUUUCUGAGCUCGUCCUUACCCCACCUCUCCUGCCCCACACUUCCGCAAAAACGUGCAGCUCAGCUAAGACGAUUUUACCUGUCUUUGUGUAGGGGAAGGGAGAAGUUAGAGAGAGAGAGAGAGAGAGAAAGAAAACCAUCAAAAAAGACUUGUUAUUCCCCUCUGAAAAGCACCUUUUUCGCGCACUCCCUUCGCAACGUCGAGUUGACAGCGAGAGAGACAGAGAAAAAAAUAGUCAAGGACUUUGACAAAGACAGCAGAAGACUAAAGGGAACUUUUUUUCACUCCCCCAAAUCCCUUCCCUUCAAAUAAGGCAUAAGAAAACUUUGUAAUGAUAAAGACGCAAAACAAGCUAUGGCAGGUCUUUAUUUUGUAUGACUGUACACACAGAGACUCACUCAAACAUACAAACAUAGAAGAGUAAACAGGAUUUCAUCCUUUGAAUCAGAUACCUGCAGUCUUCAAGCUCAAGCAAGAAAACAAAGGAGACACUUACAAAAGACUUUGGAUAAUAUACAUAAGUUACAGUAUAUGUAUAUUGUACAGGUGCCAUGUUUCAUUACGUUUUAUUCAUUUUUGGUACCAUUGUUGUGAAAAAUGAUUUGCAUAUUUGCAUUGUAUUAUUUGAAUUGAGCAGGGCCAUAUUUUAUAGAAUUCUUUCCGUAUUACGUAGUGAAAAUGCUGUGAUAAGUUCUUGACUUUGUUUGGGAAAAAAAAACGCACUUAAGUAUUCUGAAGCAUGUGUAAGAGUGAUGUUAGUUUCUCUUUUUUUGUAAAUAUCAUCCACUGGUACUCUCCUUAUCUUUCUCACACGUGACAAGGCAGUCUGUUAUCUUGGGGGGGCGGGGGGACACAACAAGGGACUUUGUCUUUCUUUCAGACUCACAUUUUCAAGUUUUCGGUGCCUUUUGUGAAGCCUUGCUGGUGUUUCUUGACACAAGUCAUGUGCGCGAGUUGAUGCAUUGCAUCUAGCCUUAACGUGGAAGGGAUUUUUUUUUUUUUUAACAGAAUGUAAGUUACAUUUCAAGGAACGAAGGGAAAGUAUACAUGGGCACUGGUUCAUUUCUUUCGGAUGUAAGCAAAAAAAGAAAACUAUAAACUAUAUUUUUGUAUGUGUAUAUACCUACAUCUUCAGGAGUUGGAAUGUUGUAGUUACCUACUGAGUAGGCAUGGGAUUCUUUUGUAUGUUUAUUUACAUGCAAUCCAUUAUUUUGUUGUUAUUUUAAUUUUGUAUUUGUGUUUGUUAAACCAAGUGACUGUUUAUGGCUUAUAAACACAUUGAAUGCGCUUAACUGCCAAUGGGAUAUUUGGUGUACAAGAUAUCCUUCCAGAACUGAAAUAUAAAUAAAAUAUAAAUAUAUAUGUUCAA